AUGACGACAAUUAAUGCUAGAGCCCCGCCGCCUGCCUACAGUGAGGUUUCCAAGACCGCCUCCUCUCUCAUCCCAGACGAUCAAUUGUGGGCUCUCAGGGAUUACGAUAUAGUGUAUAUUGUCGACGACUCGAGUCUGAUGUCGUGGACGGAAAAGAAGCUGGGGAUUAUUCCGUGGCCAUAUGCCCGUGACGCAUUGGCGACGCUCUCCAACAUAUGCGCCGAAUGGGAUGAAGACGGGCAAGACAUCUGGUUUCUAAAUAGACGUGAGCCAGUGUUGAACGCUACACCAGAGCGGAUACAGGAAACAUUCGACAGUCGCACGCCUAGCGGAGGCACGAAUAUGGGUCGGACUCUCCAAAGACUAGCUCAGAAAUACUUUGACAGCUACCAGCCUGGAGAGACAAAACCACUCAACAUUUUGGCGAUAACUGACGGCCAGUUUUCGGAUGAUGUGGCCAGUGUAAUUGUGUGGAUUGUGCAGCAGUUGGACAGACUCAAUGCGCCGCCCAACCAAAUGGGGAUCCAGUUUGUUCAGAUUGGCGCUGAUCCGGCUGCAAAAAAGUGUCUAAGGCUGCUUGACGAUGAUUUGAUAAAGAAAGGUCUACUGAGAGAUAUCGUGGACACCGUGCCUUGGGACAGUAAAAAGAUUGACGGGCGCAAAUUCAGUGGGAAAUAUUUAGCCAAGGUUGUGUGUGGUGCCAUCAACAAGCGCCUAGACGAGGAUAACGUGGGGAAGGAGAAGAGCCGCUGGAGAAAGUUGUUUGGCAAGACAUAG
Messenger RNA from Candidozyma auris, 777 nucleotides. RefSeq lists its product as uncharacterized. The coding region runs from base 1 to 777 and encodes 258 amino acids. The transcript has a single exon. The record is from RefSeq and is a predicted model, not a curated record. Lineage: Eukaryota; Fungi; Ascomycota; Pichiomycetes; Serinales; Metschnikowiaceae.